CCAACGGUGUCACUCGCCUCCGCAGAAGAAGAACAAACUUCCGGCCAAGGAGCGCCCUUUGGUUGUGUUCCUCGGCGCAGUUUGCCAGACGUUCAUGCGAUAAAGGAGUCUUAAUUCAUGGGAUAAAAGAGUCUUUAUCGCUCACUUUAGAGCCGCAGAGCCCCCGCGAGCGUCUGGAUGUACAACUUGGAUGUUAAAGGAGCUUCUUGAUGCACAACUUGGAUGUUAAAGGAGCAAAGGAUGUCGGUGGUGUUUGACGGGAGUCCUCUGAAAGCCAUGCAGAGCUCACACACUCACACUCUACUCAGUGGCCAGGAGCUGUCUCAGGAGAUCAAGUCCUUCAUCAGUGGCGUGGACACGGUCCAGGGUCGCAAGCUCAGUGUGCGAGAACACGCCCGCUGCGCCGUGCGUCUGCUGCGCUCCGUCCCGGCCUGUCGAGGAGCCGUGCUGGAGCACCUGAGGGGCGUCUAUGACGAGCACGUCAACCUCUUUCUGCACACCCUGGAGACGGAGAGUGAUGGAGCUUCUGGCAUCAGCUUCAACCUGGAGGACAUCAUUCAGGAGGUUCAUGGCGUGCUGUCGGAGUUCAUUCGCCUCAACCCGCGGGCUUGGGCCCCUCUGGUGUCCAGCUGGGCUGUGGACUUGCUGGGUCAGCUGAGCAGCAAGCAUGCCGGCCGAAGGGUGGCCCCCCACUCCUCCAGCCUGAACGAGCUUCUCCAGCUGUGGAUGUCCUGUGCCGCCACUCGUUCCCUCAUGGAGGCCUACUCUCAAUGCUUGGCGGCCAUGCUGGCCUGGUGCCCCGACGCCUGUGUGGACGCACUGUUAGACACCUCUGUGCUGCACUCGCCGCAUUUCGACUGGGUGGUGGCUCAUAUCGGCUCCGCCUUCCCCGGGACGAUCAUCAGCCGAGUCCUGGCCUGUGGGCUGAAAGACUUCUGCUCGUACGGCGCCAAGGACCAAGGGCUGGUAGUGAACGGAGUGGACAAAGGCAGCAAGGUGCCAAAGAUCGGCUCGGUGGUGGGAAUCCUGGGACAUCUGGCGGCACACCACUCGGACAGCAUACGGAAAGAGCUGCUCAGGAUGUUCCAGGAGAGCCUGAGCCCUUCCAGUCCCUUGUCCCCGACUUCAUCCUCCAGCUCCUGGGAAGGUUCCCCUCAGCUGCGUUGUGCUGCAGUACCAUUUCUCCUGCAGCUCGCUGCCAUGUCCCCGAACCUCUUUGGUGCCGUGUCUGCUGAGCUGGUGGAGCUGCUGCGGCCUCCACUCCUGCUGCAGCUGCACAGUUUGCUGCAGGGGCUCCCCAGAGAAGAGCUGGACAACAUGCUGGGCCUGGCCGUCCACCUCAUAUGCCAAAGCCCAUCAGGGGGAGCUCGGGUCCUGCGCUUCCUGGCGGACACGGCCACGCCGGCCUCGGUCAUCAUCUCCGGUCCCACGCCGUCCCCGCACGAAGGUGUGCGAGAAGGCUGCGACAGCCUGCUGCAGAUGCUACUCUUGCACCUCCACAAGCUUGUGUACAACCGCGCAGAAGGGGCCGACGGCCACCCGCAUCACUCCCAUCAGCCGCAGAUCGUCAUCCCAUUCUUGGAGGAGCUGCAGACGCACGUGGGCGAGCUGUGUGCCGAGACGCUGAGGCUGGAGAGAAAGCGCCACGUCUGGCUGCAUCAGCUCCUCUGCCUGCUGUCCGUGUACGGAGGUCCCAGCGUGGCCACAGAAGCUCUCUGUCAGCUCCUCACUCAGGCCCGCAACCCAGAGGAGCUGGCCCUGGCCUGGCAGCUUCACAACAACCUCUCGUCCUGCAUGGCGGGCCUGGUUGCAGCCGCCGUGGCUCACUGCGUGGCCCAGAUCCACACGCACAUCCUGGGACCGCGGCAGCUGAGGCAGCUGCUGCUGAACCUGGCCACCGUCAUCCAGAGUCAAGAUGAAGACAGAAGAGGAACAGCAGAUGCUCAGUCCACAAUGGCUGUCCAGGCGGGGUCCGCCGUCUCCCUGCACCUCCAUGAUUUCAGCCCACUCCUCCUCCACGGCGACCCGGCGGUAUCCCACGCCUCUGCGCGACUCCUGUCCGCCAGUCCGCUCCCUCGCGCCUCCUCCCCGGCACACCUGCUUCUGCUCUCACGGGCCGCCGUCGCCCAUUUCUUUCUGGCUCUUCGGCGGCGAGGGGAAGCGGGGAAGGUGAGGACAGACGGCGUGCAAUCGGCCGAAGCCGUGAGCUGCUCAGUGCAGUUGCUGUCCCGUUUUGCCGCGUACUCGCCCCUCACUCUCAAGGCGGUGCUGCAGCAGCUGGUGGAGGGAGUGCUGCAUAAAGGCAACGUCCACCUCUUCGGAGGGCAGAUUGCAGACAUGGCCGGCGCUCCUGUGCCAUCACACUCAGGAUCCCCCGAUGUCGGCGCCUCCCUCUUGGAUAUCAACUGUCGUUUCGGGACGACGGUCAACUUCUCAGGAAGCGUGUGGUCCGUUUUCCACGCCGGGGUGAUCGGCAAGGGACUGAAGACUCCAACAGACGUACCUCAGCCUGACCCGUCAGGCGUCAUCCAGAACAUCCAGACUCUGCUGACUGUCGUGGUCCAGUGUUGCAGCUCCUCGGGUCUCAGCGGCUCACGGACGCCGUCAGACCCCGACGAGCCCCAGCCCAUCAACGCCGAGGCAGCCAAAGUGGUCGCCGUCACCCUGGUGGAGAACGUGUGUCCGGACGUGGCCAACGGGGAGCUGUCCUGGCCUCCAGAGGACCACGCCCGCACCACGGUGGAGCGAGACAUUCACAUCCGCCGCUGCUUCGAGGCCCACCCUGUGCUCUUCCCCCUGCUUCAGGUGGUGGCAGCAGGGCGCCCGGCUCUCUGCUACUGCUCGGCCAUGCUGCGAGGCCUCCUGGCCACCCUGCUGGCCCACUGGGAGGCGUGUCGCGGGGCCUCAUCCACGGACUCCUGGUGGCACCUGCAGGCCUCCUGCCUCCUGGUGUCCUGCAUGGGAGAGGGCCAGCUCCUGCCUCCUGUGCUGGCCAACGUCCACGAGGCCUUUCCGCACCUUGCUCCCUUCGAGGUGCGCCUGCUGCUCCUGGCGGUCUGGGAGUAUGUGAGGGCCAACGGUCCCAUGCCUCAGAAGUUCAUCUUCAACCCAGAGAAAGGUCUGUUCUGCAGGGAUUUCUCUCGGGACGGUGACGUGGCGCGAUACGUGUCGCCCAUCCACAGUGUCCUGCACAAGAACAUUGACAGACUGGGACACCUGUGCUGGAGGUUUCAGCUCUGAGACAUUGCUUCAUGACUCCAGG
Messenger RNA from Nerophis lumbriciformis (worm pipefish), 3262 nucleotides. It is a transcript of the gene ints5, whose product is annotated as integrator complex subunit 5. The record is from RefSeq and is a predicted model, not a curated record. Gene Ontology annotation, biological process: snRNA 3'-end processing. NCBI's taxonomy places the organism in Eukaryota, Metazoa, Chordata, Actinopteri, Syngnathiformes, Syngnathidae. Gene Ontology annotation, cellular component: integrator complex.